This is a messenger RNA of Suillus subaureus, 1745 nucleotides long. RefSeq lists its product as uncharacterized. The record is from RefSeq and is a predicted model, not a curated record. NCBI's taxonomy places the organism in Eukaryota, Fungi, Basidiomycota, Agaricomycetes, Boletales, Suillaceae. The transcript is spliced from 6 exons. The coding region runs from base 385 to 1605 and encodes 406 amino acids.
GAUGUGUGGGCUGCACUGCAUUUAUUGACCAUUUUACCGAUUCCUCGAAGCUCAUAUUUCGUAACAUCUCGUGGCUCCGUCAAAUCGUUCUAUGUGGCGGUGGCUAUUGGCGUCCUUUAAAUCACGGACUGCUCGGUUUUCCCAUCUUGUCUUCAAAUCUAUCUCUUCUACCCUCAUGACCUCUCCUAAUUCAUUGUGAGAUCAUAGGCUGUAUAUCUCAAUACACUCAAAGCGCCACACGAUGUAUAGCUACCCUCCCCAUAGUGAUCAGGAGGGCUUCACCGAUUUCGGUGGCGCACACGAAUUCCCUCUGCAAGCUUAUUGGGACGAUCGAUGGACUGAGGUGCAACAGCCAUUGCAACCACAACAAUCCGGGGUCAUGGUAUGGGGGACGGAAUGUUAAGUCUCAACGAAGAUCAAACCCCAUCCGCCACGGAGUACGAAGGAACUGAACUCGCUGACGAUUACAUGUAUGCUCCCCAGCCUCACGCCCCCCAAAUGUAUGCCCCCCUCGCGGUUGGUGUACCGCCGAAUGUACCAUAUCCACAGCAUUACUUUCAUCAGCUUCCGUUCCACGAGAUGGAUGAUAUUGGAUAUCCAUAUCAGACCUCAUUCGAUACCGUGAUGUCGGGUCCUGCACUGGAGCACAUCAGGAACAAUCCUGUAGGACCGCCCUUUUCAGAGCCCCCAUCCCACUUGACCACGACGUUGCCCCCCGCCCCACAAACGGAGCCCACAAGCCCAAUGAUGUCAAGCUUAGGAAGCAGUCCACGGUACAGCCCGAUGGCAACGUCACAUAUUAGCGGUCCCUCGACACCAAGUCGAUUGAACAUAAGCGGUGUGACCGCGCACAGCCACUCCCCAGCAACGCCCCUAAACAGGGCGUCUCAGAGCCCAGGCUUCUACGGCCCGGAUUCUAUGGCAGGAACAAGCUCCCGGCAAUCCCCAAUUUCUCCAUCGCAAAAACGGCCCUUGGAAUCUUCAGCAGAUGAUGUGCUGCAUGGACGGAGGGUUGCACCGCGCCACGCCGGUGCCUCUAACGUCCACUCUUCGCCGUCGCCCGGAGGGAUUAGUUCAGCUCCCUUGCCAAUCUCGUCAAGCGUUCCUGGCCGAGGUCCGACGGUCCCCCAACAAUUGUACAAUGUAGGGACUACGCACGCUUUUCAUUUCACCACCGGAAGCGGAAUGCCAGUCGUUUUCAACGUCGUAGAGGGAGCCGGUAUCCCUCUGCAACAGUUGCUGCGUCGACAGACAAUCCAACUCCAGGCAGGUGAUGAACCCAUCUUAGACAUGUCCGGAGAUACAAUCUCUAUUCGCAUUGAGUGGCCUGGCUACCCAUCAUUUACGAAGCAAAUAGCUUCGAAGGAUUGGAAGAAAACAAGGUCGCCCAACACACGCCAAAGGUUGGCGAUCAAAGUCGCGGACGCCGUUCAAUCUUUCUUCAAGAAACAUGCGAAUACUCUAUGUGAUCCCCCGAAUUCAACAUGGCGUAUCGGUCCUAAUGGAAUCCGCAUCGAGCAUCUUGCCCUUGUCUCACUACACCGUGUGUCACAGGGAAGUUGGCAGCCCAAAUUGUGUCUCCUCCAUGGCGAUGCUCAGCAGUGAUAUAUCCCUUCAUUUGACAUGUAUGCCGUUUUACUCUCCGGCUAUCUUUGAUUGACACAUGUCCCUGCAGAUGUCAUCCAAGCAUUUUUAUGUUUGCGUCCUGAUUUUAUAUUAGGCAUCGAGCAUAUCAUCAACCAUAU